Molecule: messenger RNA, 635 nt
Organism: Trachymyrmex cornetzi
Lineage: Eukaryota; Metazoa; Arthropoda; Insecta; Hymenoptera; Formicidae
Gene: wrm1
Product: wurmchen 1 transmembrane protein
Exons: 3
Coding region: 227-616 (129 amino acids)
Source: RefSeq, a predicted model, not a curated record
AAAUGCCCCGCCCAAUACGAGUGAUCUAACACCGUUCAAACAUUCCAGCGUACGUUCGAUGUGGAGUGUGGAGUUGGUCCAACCACCUGCUCCUUUUCUUAUCGCCCAACUUCCAGGGUAGCGCUUUACCGCCAAGUGGAAUUGGUAUCGAGGGCACGAAGAGAGGAGAAAAAAAAGAACCGCCAUUGAGAAAAUAAGCGAGUAACGUGGCCGUUAACGUUGUGACAUGUCUAUUCUAGACGACCGCGACGAAUACUUGAAGAAUCCGUAUUUUAAGGAGCACUUGUACGGCGACUUCACUGCAUUCUAUGUCACAAUCGCUCUUUGCACCGUCCUAGGCGUAUUUCUAUUUGUCUUGAACAUCGUGUUCUGUUGGUGUUCGCGACACCGUGAAUAUUGGCAAGAUCGCAACUCCGGCAAUAGGUGGAUCCAGCCUCUAUGGACUGUAUUGCCGCAUAAAACACCACCUCUUGAUCUUAGCGAGUUAGAACCUGGUCUCAUCAAGUAUCCUCAAGUGAGGCACGAGAUUAUUCAGUAUCACGAUCCGGAGUCUCAGGGUACCACGCCACAGCCUCAGGAGUACAUGGAGAUGCAAAAACGCGAGAGUGAGAUCUAAAGUAGCUGGCAGCACCAAC